AACGACCGAAAAAUCUCCUCAGACAUUUGCACCGACGACAGACGCCUCGUACAGGCGCACAGCGAUGCAACCAUUUGAGCUGACCGUGGAGCAAAAUCAAUAUUCGUGGUAUCGAUUCGUGACCUAACUCGAGCUUGCGUCGACUUUGAUCAUUUCGACACUUGUUUGAACCCCAGCUUGUCCGCGUGGUCCACCGCCAUUUCUUACAGCUUGACCACGGCUGGAUAUAAAGAUAAAUCAACGUCCGGCACUCAUAUUUAUCAGGACCGGAGAACUCAAUCACGACAUCCGGAUCACCGCCUAGGCCCUAUCACGCCAUCUGGGUAGCAACUUGAACCAUACCCAGCCACCAAAACAAACGGUGGAAACCGUCAUGCCUCUACCAUGUUCACCUGCAUCCACGUCCGAGAAGGGAGACAGCUCCAGGUCGGCAACGGAAUACGACUCUGAAAGUGACCUCAUCACACCGAGGCCGGGGCCAACCAACCCCUCCUUGCGCACCCAUGCCAAUUUGUCGACGCCUGUGCUGCCUUUUUCAUCCUGGUCCAGCAGCCGUGACCAUCGCUUCUAUGACUUUACCAGUGAAAGUGAGGUUGAGCGGCCCAAGCGAGGUGUUUAUCAUAGCACUACCGCCAGCGAAGUCGAAGAGGGCCAAUCCAAGCACGACGGUCUAAAGACUUCUACUCUGGAAUCUGUUUCGACCGAGCCAUCUGGAGAUCAAAGUAAAGCUGUCAAGCCUGCUACACCUACUGGCGACACAAAAGACAUCGGAGACCGUCUGGAAACCGAGGGUCACCCGUACAAACCAUUCGCGAAGCCUGAAGGAUCCGAAAGCUCAAAGAAGAAGAGUCCCCGAUCAAGUCCUAGACCGAGUGCCGGAAGUCGCCAGAGAUCCAGUCCAAAGACCAGUCCACGCCAAAGCCCCGAACGAAGUGCAAGACCCCAUUCCAAGAACCUACCAAGACAGGCGUCCACCGGCUCCUUGACAUCUGGCAAGGUCUCACCAUCGCUCGAACCGCGCCGCAGUGUCACCUUCUGUUCUACGGUUUCCACUCGACCAGAAGGCUCUGACAGGGCAUCGUCAUUCAUGUCGCGACGCAACAACUCCCAUUCGGACCGGGCACGCGAUGAAGCUGAGAGUAGUGCAGAUGAGAACACGGCGAUUGUCAGGCGUAGGACAGGAGUCGGCACAUACGGAAGUACAGAUCCGGAACAUACUGUCGUGGCAGCUGGGUAUGAUGGUGCCGCAGAAGAGGGACUAGAGCGCGAGUUGAGUCCGAUUGAGCGCAGGAGAAAGAGCGGUACAUGUCAACGAACCGCGAGUACACGUGGAGGUAGAGACUCGAGGCAAGGUAGUGUUGGUACUGGGCAGGAGUCUGAGGACGAAGCAGAGAGAGAGCAUUAUUGGAGACAGCUGGUCGAGAAGUAUGGCAGCGUUGAGCUCGAGAACAAGGGCAGUGUAGCCCGCGAUCACCUUGCGCUGGAACGCACGUUUCUGGCGUGGCUGCGCACCUCCCUCUCGUUUGCAUCAAUCGGCAUUGCCAUCACACAACUAUUCAGGUUGAACACGUCAAUCUCAAGUGAUGGCGGCUCAGAUGGAUCGGCAUCGGCAGCGGCAGUCAACAGCAUUGACAAGCAGAGGUUGCGACAAUUGGGCAAACCACUAGGGGUCACCUUUCUCGGAGUGUCAAUUCUCAUCCUUCUACUUGGCUUUCACCGAUAUUUCGAGAGCCAACACUACGUGAUCCGGGGCAAAUUCCCAGCAUCAAGAGGUAGCAUUAUGAUAGUUUCGUUUGUGGCGGGAGCGUUGAUUGUGGCGAGUCUGGUGGUUGUAUUUGCUGUCGCACCUUCUGCUUUCGAGACAUAGUCGGGUCACUUGUCUACAGUAGAUGGGUCGAGUAUAUACAUGAACAUAGUGCAGGUGUCGAGGUGUUUAUCAGAUGAUGGCUGCCACGUGAGUUAGGAUUGACGCAGAUGAAACGGCGGGUUCUUGGAAGCUUCUGGCUCCCGACGCGGAGAGUGGUGAGCGUCAUGUUGAUGGGC
This is a messenger RNA of Aureobasidium subglaciale EXF-2481, 2043 nucleotides long. RefSeq lists its product as uncharacterized. The transcript has 3 exons. NCBI's taxonomy places the organism in Eukaryota, Fungi, Ascomycota, Dothideomycetes, Dothideales, Saccotheciaceae. The record is from RefSeq and is a predicted model, not a curated record. The coding region runs from base 374 to 1867 and encodes 497 amino acids.